AUGAUUAUAAAGAAAAGAAAUAACAAAAUUACUGUUCAUCUUCUCCACCCUCUCUUCCCCCCACCCCUCCUCCACCAACACCCCAAUCAUCUUCUUCUACACCCUAUAGCCGCUGCCGCCGCCAAAUCCGUCACCGCCAAUAACAACCACUACCAUAAACUUUGCGUAUCAAAUCCACCCUCGAACCCGCGAUCCAGAUGCUGCACUUCCAAAGCAACUUCCUUCUCCCAUUUCUCCUCUCUCCAAACUAGAUCCACCACCUUCUCUCUACCCAUCUUCGCCACCAUAUCUGCCACUAUCUUUUCCACCAGUCAUCCACCGUCUCCGUCGCAUCCAAAUCAUUCAAACACAGCUCCCAUCUCAGAUCUAAAUCACUAUCGAACUACGAGAAUGGCUUCUUCGGAAGCUGAUUCCCACUUGAACAUAGUUCUAGUCCCAGCCCUCGAUAAGAUCAUCAAGAAUGCGUCCUUCCAUUUUCUUUUAAGAAAAGGCGGCUUCCAGCAAUCGCUGCAGCGGAACAGCAGCUCUCGAAGCAGCAGUCCAGUAAUCUGA
This is a messenger RNA of Fraxinus pennsylvanica, 552 nucleotides long. NCBI's taxonomy places the organism in Eukaryota, Viridiplantae, Streptophyta, Magnoliopsida, Lamiales, Oleaceae. The record is from the annotation of a GenBank genome assembly.